Lachnellula hyalina is the source of this 4086-nucleotide messenger RNA. RefSeq names its product Homeobox protein (gene hbx4). Bases 1 to 4086 code for a protein of 1361 amino acids. The transcript has 3 exons. The record is from RefSeq and is a predicted model, not a curated record. Gene Ontology annotation, biological process: regulation of DNA-templated transcription. Gene Ontology annotation, molecular function: DNA binding. NCBI's taxonomy places the organism in Eukaryota, Fungi, Ascomycota, Leotiomycetes, Helotiales, Lachnaceae.
AUGACUACCAUUGACGAGGACAUGGACGAGUUUUUCAAUUUCGAAGAUGCUGCCCAUCCAUUGGACCACAGCACCGACAUCGACUUCACUGACUUCCCCUCGGGUCCCUACGAUGUCAAUCUCGCAUUUGCAGAACAAGAAAAUGACGAGAAUUCUUUUAUGUGCUUACAGCACUUCUCGGCCCCAGAAGAGCACCUCAAUUUCGAUCUCGACGGCCAUAUGGACACCACCAUGUUGAGCCCCGCCGAUUUCACAGACUUUGGAAGAUGGAUUGACGGCUCAGGUGUCCCAACUGAGCCCUGCGCUUAUUGUCGCCGCAUGAGGAUUCAUUGCAAGAUCAUUAAUGAGGGUCUGCGCAAGGGCUCUUGUACAAGCUGUGUUGCGCUUGCGAGGUCUUGUAGCUUGACUCAUGAGCCGUCUCGCUUGAUUUCCCACCCACCGAAAGGAACACAACAGGAGGGUAGACGCUCAUCGGCUGAGUUUUCCUUGCUAGGUAAUGCUAUCAGUAAUGAUAAUAGUGACGUUGAACUCUUGGCUGGCCCUCAAGCUCAAGCUCAAGCGUGUGAGCAAUGUGAGUAUUGUCGAAGUCGAGGUUAUCAAUGCAAGUAUAUCCAGGAAGAUGGCCGUGUCGGUGCCUGUACUAGCUGCGUUGCCCUUGUUCGGCAUUGCAGCUUGGCCCCUGUUGAUGAUCUUGCCGACUGGAAGAUUGACGACGGCAUGGAUGCGACCAAUGCUUGGAUCCCGACCAAGUCUCCCUUGGAAUCUCCCAUCGCUUCCUCACAUAACAGGUCUGCGCCCAACUUGCUCUCACUGAGAUCCUCAGACGAGAACAUGAAUGGCGAGGCCAAUGAAAGCAAUCCGAAAGUCGGCGCAAGGUUCUCCAGAGAUUCAGUCCGUAUUCUCAGGGGCUGGCUAUCAACUCAUCAUCGCCAUCCAUACCCAACAGACGAAGAGAAAGAGGGUCUUCAACGUCAGACUGGUCUCAACAAGACCCAGAUCACCAACUGGCUAGCAAACGCUCGUCGGAGGGGAAAGGUUCGUGCACCUCGAUCAACUUCCCCAAGCGUGAGCAACUAUUCCAAGGCAAUGGACAUCCCACGACGUGCUACCCCUGCUCUUGAAAACAUGAAUCCGCUUGAAAGAUGGAAACAUUCUCCUCCCGAAAACGAACCUGCUUCCGUCACCGCUAUAGCUAAAGCCGUUACUUCGUCCACCUGGUCAUCCGGUCGCGACAGCCCUUACGCUACGAGUUACGGACGUUCAGACGAUGGUUCUUGCAACAUCUCAUCUACCAGCAGUUUCGGCACGUCGCAUUCGAGUGGUGGUUCGUUUGCUUCUGCCUUUUCACACAAAUCACAAGGCUCAUUUGGUUCUUUUGGGUCUCUAAACAUCAAUGCCAAUCGGGGACGAAGGCGUCGUCGUCGCCAAGCACCCAAACCUGUCAAGUUACCCAACAUGAAUGGCCCAAUUCGUACCUUCCAAUGUACUUUCUGUACCGAAACCUUCAAAACCAAGCAUGAUUGGCAAAGGCAUGAGAAGUCCUUGCACUUGUCACUUGAGCGGUGGAUCUGCUGUCCCAAUGGACCUACUCAAUUCUCUGUGGAAUAUGAUCAAAUGCGUUGUGUGUUCUGCGGCCUUCCAAACCCACCUGAUGGACAUGCAGAAAUGCACAAUUAUUCCAGCUGCGCGGACCGAUCGUUGGAAGAGCGAACAUUCUACCGGAAAGAUCAUUUGCGACAACAUUUGAAUCUUGUGCACGAUGCCAAGUUUCAAGGCUCAAUGGAAUCCUGGAAAGUAGCCACACCUGAAAUCAGAUCCCGAUGUGGUUUCUGUGGUGUUGUAAUGGGCUCUUGGACUUUUCGAGUAGAUCAUCUAGCAGAGCAUUUCAAGGGCGGAAAAUCUAUGGCUGACUGGAAGGGUGACUGGGGUUUCGAUCCUCAAGUGUUGGAUAUUGUUGAGAACGGAAUGCCUCCAUACCUUAUUCAUGACGAGCGGAAUAGCGUCAAGCCAUAUGAAGCUUCGAAAGAAAAGGCUCACGAAUCGCGGACUUUGGAAGAUCUUAUCAAAAUUGGGCUGGUGGAGUAUGUGCACGAUAGAAUCAUCAAAGGCGGGGUGCCAACAGACGAAGAGCUACUAAAUGGAGCUUGCCGGAUUAUUCGCAGAUCUGACGAGCUCCUGGGUUCUCCUGGUGACAUUGAGGUAUCUUGGUUCCGCGAUCUCAUCUUGUUCUCGAGGGAUAAUGCUAGGGUUGACGAGGACAUGUUGCAGCCUACAAACAUAGGCCUUCCCUGGGCGAAGAAAGCGGAACUUGUCCACGGCUCGCUUCCCUACACUUGUAAAACAGACGAGAGUGUUAUCAAGUGCCCAAAGGAGCGGGCCCUGAAGUUAUUUGUCGACGCACAGCAGGCCUUAGGACUAACACCCACGACCUCCCAGCUACAGAUCGAAGCCUGCCAAAUUCUUAGCGACAUUGAGAAGACCUCAAAUUUUAAGUCGAAACCUGCCCUGGGCUGGUUCAAAUAUUUGGCCACGGCUUCGACAAAUUGGCUUGAAGACUUUAGGAGGCGGGCAGGAUUGCCGCGGACUUCGGAAAUGAGAUCUGAGAAUAUUCGUUCAACCGAUGACAAGAGCAUUGAUUAUAGCAUUCAUAAUCAAGCCAGACUUGAGCAAGAGCUGAUAGCCUGGGUCCAACUGCAACGAGCUCUUGAUAUCACGCCAAGUGAUGCUGAUAUUCAGAGGAAAGCGCGGUUAAUGGUAUACAAGAACGACGAUCCUUGGAAUCAAACUGUUAUGGAUGAUCCUGCAAUGCUACACUUGUUCAAGCGCCAACGUGGCCUUGCACCUGAGAACGAGGACGGCCCUGAUAUGCCAACCCUUUCGGAAGCACUUGAGCUAGGCCUAUCGCCAGCAAGUUCAGACCCUUCACAGAAGACUUUGCACUGGGCGUUGGACCAAAAUGCACUUGGGUUACCGUCACCAAGUUUAGCAGACAGCGGCAAUAAUAGUGCACCUGGAACUGGAACACACACGCCGAAUCACGACCAACCCCUUCUUCACACCACGAUUCAGAACCAGCCAUCCGCAAACUCUAAUCCCGUCAUGCCACUUAAAUACUUCCUCAACGAUGCCAACUGUUACGGCCGACUUGUCCGCGAGCUCUCUCGAUUCGUCACUACCUGCACCUCAGCCAACAACCCCAACAGACACAUCCCCACCGACGCCGAAAUCCAAAACCAAGCCCGCUGGAUAAUCUACGACGACGACGACCCCUGGAACCAAACCGCAGCCGACAACGCCGAAUGGCUCAUCCGCUUCAAGCGCAACGUCGGCCUCGCGCCCCCAACCGAAGGGCCCGGCCUCCCCGUCACUUCUAGUUCCUGGCAAGUCGCAGCCGGCGGCUCUGGCUUCUGCCCUCCGUACCUCAAGGCUAAAUCUCCACUAUCAUUCAACGAGAACGAGCCCGUGCCCGUGCGCAUGGAAGAUAAAGUCUACCAGAUCAAAGCGACCACGGCGCAGAAAUUCAUCACCGGUCUCGCGGAACGCUACCAACCUCCCGCUUCUGUCUUCUGUUCCCGCGAGCUGGAGAACGGGCUGAAUAACUACGUGCAUGUGCGGAUGACUGAGGGCGUCGUACCGAGUGAUGACGAGCUCAAGGCUGAAGCGCGGGUUAUAUUGGGCACUGAGCAGACGGCUGCCGAUGACCCAUUACUGCUUGAGAAAUUCAAAGCGUUGCAUGGGAUUGUCACUGAUUACAACUUGCAUGAUGUCCUGGCACAGUUUGAUGCUGAGUUGGAGAUGGGAGGGAUGGAUUUCAGCUCCGCGGAGAUGACUGGUCUUGAUGUUGGUCUUGGUAUUGGCGGCGCUGCUGGUGGUGGAGGGGGGGAGAUGGACAUCACGCCUCUGAUUCCUGGGGGAGAAAUCACACCUGGCAUGCUCCAGAAUGAACAGACGGAGUUGGCCAUGGGCGUCGCGAAGGAGUAUGCGGAUCUGUAUCGUGUGCAGGUUACCACUGCGUCGCCGUUGAGGAGGAGGGCGACUCGGAAGCUGGCGGAGAGUAAGGGCUUUAGCGUUCCGACGACGCAGUAG